UCACAGAUUAUUAACUGUGCGAUCACAACCAAUCCCAUUCUUAAUGCAAAGUGGUUUCCAUAUGAUCAAACAUGAUCGCACGAAAUCACUGUCAAUCACAUACCAGCCUUUAGUAUUUUUAUCCCUCGGUUGCCGUAAAAAGUAGUACUUCGCUUCUAGCUCGCUCAGAAUUCAAUAUUUUGGCAAAAUGUACAAGGGAACUAUCGAAAUACCGGCCCAAAUGGCUUGAAACUUCACCCAGACCAGACACCACCGUCAGGUCAGAAUAUUAUUGAGAGUUUUACGAUUUUAUUUCAUAUUAGAUUGAACGGCUUAUUUUAAUCCCACAUGUUACCUGUUUUACUGUAAACACACAACGUUAACGUAAACCACUAUACUCUAUUCAUACACACAGUAUACUUGGGUUGCCUGUGUGGGUGUCAUCAGCCGCUGAAAAUGUGCGGGCACACCCCCAAGAUCCACCCAGGGAAAAUUAUUUCCAGUAGACUGCUCAGAUAAACGCACCAGAACGUAAGCGAGUUUUCUAAGUAGACGCAGAUUGAAUUUUGUAGUUUCAAACAAACAGUUGCCUUGACCGGUAGUAUUCCGCUCUCAAUACUAUGGCUUCUUGGAUGAGAAACAUAAAGGGGUACAUCGACCAAGUCGGCCUUGCUCCACCACAACUUGAUCACUUUACGUUUAAAGGGGAACCUGAAAAGAUAGCUAACAUUUCUAUGUUCAUGGCCAACUUUGGAGACAAGCUUUCAGUACUCAACGUUGAUUUGGAAAAGGAGUUAUUGAUCCUGGUUAAGACAGCGGAUGGCGCGGAUUUAAAGAAAUCACCCUUCUUUUAUAUGGCCCAACACAAACAUGCAGUGCAGGCUGUUUGUAUUCCAUUCAGUGAACUUCCUGAAGUAGAAGAGGUGAUAAGGCCUAAAGUAUCUCGCGUCUCCAACAUUUUCUUGUACAGCACAGGUCGAUGUGGGUCCACACUGUUGUGUAAAGCAUUAGAAGAACUCUCUACAGUCCAAGCAGUGUCAGAGCCAGACAUUUUCACUACUAUUGGUGUAACUAUUGGCCAACUUGAGCGUGGAGUUAAACUUCCUUAUCCUAACCAAAUAUCGCAUGCAACACUAGUAGAUUUGGCUCGUGUUGCUACUAUAUUGUUAAACUAUUAUUUCAUCUCUGUAGAACCAGAAAAGACAAUUAUUUGUUAUAAACUCAGGUCAGAGAGCUUAGAUGGAGCAGAGAUAAUCCAAGAGUCAACCCCAAAUGCUAAAAAUAUUUAUAUAUAUCGCAACUGUUAUGCAUUUGCUGAAAGUUGUGUCCGUAUGUUUGUCCAAAACUACUAUGUUUAUUGGUUACUCUCCACACAUCGUUUAGAUGCUUGGCUCUUGGAUAGACUAGUGGCAAAGAGGGAUACUCACUUUUUUGGAAAAACGGCAAAAUUUGAUGAUGUCCCUUUUAGAAAAGGUUUCUAUUGGUGCUUCAGUCAUGCGUGGUGGAUAAAUGUCGAAAAAGCAGCAUUAUUGAUAAACAAAGAUUCGGGUGUUUUUUUUCAUGCAGUUCUUCGAUAUGAAGAUUUGUGCAAACAAAAAGAGAAACUUGUAAAGAGAGUCGCACAGUGCUUAGGUGUUCAAUUGGGAAGAGGAGAUGAUCAAAAGAUUGCUUCUGCUUUUACUUCUAACAGUCAGGCAGGUAGUGAAAUGGCAUCAAAGCGUAACACUCAUGAUGACAAUGAUGUGUGGUUUGGGGAUUGGGAAAAACGUCAGAUAAAUGACAUUCUUUCCUAUCUUGGAGAUGAAGUAAAAUCUAGUCAUUACAUAGUAAAAGGCACCAUUACAUCUUAAAGAGGGGGGUGAAUAGGGGUAUGUAAAUCCGCCGAUCCGCAACAUUUUCGGGGCAAAUCCGUGGAUCCGCAGAUAUUUUUAGAUCCGCAUGGUUUGAC
Molecule: messenger RNA, 1927 nt
Organism: Nematostella vectensis (starlet sea anemone)
Lineage: Eukaryota; Metazoa; Cnidaria; Anthozoa; Actiniaria; Edwardsiidae
Exons: 3
Coding region: 600-1829 (409 amino acids)
Molecular function (GO): sulfotransferase activity
Source: RefSeq, a predicted model, not a curated record